Mercurialis annua (annual mercury) is the source of this 1370-nucleotide messenger RNA. RefSeq lists its product as uncharacterized. Gene Ontology annotation, biological process: ribosome biogenesis; cytosolic ribosome assembly. Bases 60 to 1136 code for a protein of 358 amino acids. NCBI's taxonomy places the organism in Eukaryota, Viridiplantae, Streptophyta, Magnoliopsida, Malpighiales, Euphorbiaceae. The record is from RefSeq and is a predicted model, not a curated record. The transcript is spliced from 5 exons.
AGUGUCGAAGAGAAUAAAGAUCGGAGAAUUCAGAAACCGGCGGAGAUUGACGGCGGAGAAUGUCGAAAUCAAUUAUGCAGCCAAUUGGCCAAAAAAGGCUAACAAACGUUGCAGUAGUUCGAUUAAAGAAACACGGCGUUCGCUUCGAAAUUGCUUGUUAUAAGAACAAAGUUCUUUCUUGGCGCUCUGGGGUUGAGAAAGAUAUAGAUGAAGUGUUACAGUCACAUACUGUUUAUUCUAAUGUCUCUAAAGGAGUUCUGGCCAAGUCUAAAGAUUUAGACAGAGCUUUUGGUACUGAUGAUCAUUCCCGAAUUUGUGUUGAGAUAUUGGAGAAAGGAGAACUUCAAGUCGCCGGUAAAGAACGGGAGUCUCAGUUAACGAGUCAGUUUAGAGAUAUAGCAACUACUGUAAUGCAGAAAACUGUCAAUUCCGAAACUCAACGCCCUUACACUAUUAGUAUGAUUGAGAGGCUUAUGCAUGAAAUUCACUUUGCUGUUGAUCCACAUAGCAGUUCCAAGAAGCAGGCUUUAGAUGUAAUUCGCGAGCUUCAAAAGCAAUUUCCGAUUAAGCGGUCACCAAUGAGACUAGGGCUUACUAUUGCUGAAUCUAAUGUUUCUAGUCUUCUUGAAAAGUUAGAUGCAUGGAAUGCUAAUGUUGUUUCAAAGGAUGAAUCUGGAAAUCAGCUCUCUGUUAUUUGUGAAUUAGACCCAGCUUUCUUUCGAGAAUGUGAUGGCUUGGUAAGGAAUUUGCAAGGCAGGUUGGAAAUUCUUGCAGUGUCUGUACAUUUUGAAGGGGAAACUCAUGUAGAUGAUUUUGAUGAUUUUGACGAUGCACCAUCAAGCAAACCCAAGGAACGCACCGAGUCUACUGUUGUGGCUCAACUGAGUGAGAAAAUGCAAAAGCAGACCAUCACUUCAGAAAAGAACGAUGAGGGGGAGGUAAAGCAACAAAGGUGUAACACAUGUGAUGCUUUUGUUGGUGAUGCCAAGCAGUAUAGGAUUCACUUUAAGAGCGAGUGGCACAAACAUAACAUGAGACGCAAGACCCGGAAUCUCCCGCCUCUUACAGCUGCGGAGUGCUUAGCUGAUGUGGAUUUGGAUGAUUUCAAAUCAGAUUUGAAAGAUUACUCAUUUUGAGAUGAUCGGGAGCUCUUUUUCAUCACUGAAUGUAGAUUCACAUUGUUUUGCACAAUUUUAAGCUGAGCUACAUGGUUGUACUGAAAUUGGCUUGUAGACGAUAUACCUAUAAAUAUCUUGUGAUAUAGUUUAACUAAGGCGGCUUUAAUUUCUGUAUUUACAGUCUAGUCCUCCUUUCUGUUGGCUUUGCCGUCCACCAAAACAAGAGAUCAAACGAUUGCAACAGUUUAGCUA